AUGAAAGAUCGCCUGACGCAGCUCGAAGAUCUCAUCAAAUCACAACGUGAGCUCGGUGUCGAGCACGGCAAAACAGAUGGCGAUAGCUCGACUGACUAUGUAGAUGGACCCGAAAUUCAACUCGAAGAAUCCCUGUUGGAAUUCAGCAGUCCUGCUCUCGAUAAUCCGGAAACAGGACCUGAAAUUGACCUGCGCGAGACUUUCUCAAGCAGCAUCGGCGACUCAACACAGCCAAAUGACGUCGACGAGGGUUUCGAGGAUGGCGACUUCAAAGGGGCAGCGUUCUUGUUGCAGCUGCCGAUUGUUCUGCCCCCGGCGCUCCAAGCGUGGGAUCUUCUGCAGGAGUACUUAGUGGAUUUCAAUAAGGCUCUGCCACUUUUUGAUGAGGAGAGGCUGGUCAGCAUGUACCGAAAUGUCUUUUCGCAAGACCCGAAGCUGGAUUGCCUUGACCUGAAAGCCGUAUAUGCGACGCUCGCCAUCGCCUAUCGGCUGCGUGCUAUGAGUCCACUCGCGUCCGACAAGGACGACCACAACGCGAAGUCUUUCAUUGAACAGACAUUUGUCGCAUUACCGCGAAUGCUUGUGGCAAGGCCCAGUCUGCCAUCUGCUCAAUACAUAACUGCCAUGGCUGUUGUUAUGCACGGCACGCGAGAUUCACAGGGAACAAGGAGUCUCUUGGCUGCUGCACUUCGCAUGUUGCUGGACUUGAGUUCGCGGAGUCUCAGCUAUGACGAGCACCAGGCUCAGCGCGUGUUCUGGAUCGCCUUCAUGAUGGAUACGGAUCUGGCCAUCCGCAACGGUCAGUGGUCGUCCAAUGUGUUCUUCCCACCAAACACCUACGAGCUCGCCUCUUCUUCUCUGGAUGCCGGUAUACUGCCGAUGGGUCGGCAGUCAUUCCCUUACUUUCGACACCGAGCGCAGCUCGCAAAGAUUCAAGCGCGGCUCUUGCGCCUCGUCGGAAUUGGACACGGCACCGCUGCCUCUUCACAUGCACUUCCCAACCAAAAGAUGUUGACAUCUCUCCAGUCGAUUGCUGCAGACUUGUCAGCCUGGCGGCUUCGGGAACCUCUCUUUCAGGCCUACCCGAAAGCAUAUCGCCAUAAGUUGCAUCGAUCCGACCUCGUUCAUCUAACGGUUCUUGAAGCAACAUUCUUCAGCACCUACUUCGCGCUACAAGGCGCUCUGCAAGGGAUUGGGCCAUUUCGAGGAAGCGUGAUGCUAUACCUGCAACAGUACUGCGAGCUUGAUAUGCGGGGUCACGUGGACGAUGCGGUGCGAUUGCUCAGCCUUUUCGACUACCUACCGCAUGGCGACUUUGCGUGUGUCUGGUUGGUCAUUGAUGCCAUCGUCAUUGCUGUGUAUGUCCUGUUAGGUGCGAGUCUACAUCACCCAUACCUUCUACAUCUGGAGGAUACCUCUCAGGCAAUUUCCGGUCCGUUGCAACUGCUUAGGCAUCUUGCGCAAAAGCAUUCACAGAAACGGCUUCUCGCCGCUUACAGAGAGCUCGAGCGGUUAAACCAAGUAAUUGGGGGUUGCCCUGAGACUUGA
Cyphellophora europaea CBS 101466 is the source of this 1548-nucleotide messenger RNA. RefSeq lists its product as uncharacterized. The coding region runs from base 1 to 1548 and encodes 515 amino acids. Gene Ontology annotation, molecular function: DNA binding; zinc ion binding. The transcript has a single exon. The record is from RefSeq and is a predicted model, not a curated record. Lineage: Eukaryota; Fungi; Ascomycota; Eurotiomycetes; Chaetothyriales; Cyphellophoraceae. Gene Ontology annotation, biological process: DNA-templated transcription.